AUGAACUUUGAUGCCGCCGCACAGUCUGUGGGGCUACUACGUGGAGCAUUUCGCGAUGGCGUUCUUCACAGUAUAUCCACCAGAAAAGAUGUGCUCCGUGCUAUCAUAAAAAUGCUAGACGAAAAUGAAGAUACGAUCGUGGAAGCUUUGAGUAAAGAUAUGCAUCGCCCCAAGGAAGAAAACAUAUUGAUGGAAUUGUUACCUAUCAAAUUAGAGGUGAACCAUAUGCUAAAAAAUGUGGACAACUGGGUCAAGGAGCAAUAUGUACGGGUUUGGUGUUGA
Molecule: messenger RNA, 282 nt
Organism: Echinostoma caproni
Lineage: Eukaryota; Metazoa; Platyhelminthes; Trematoda; Plagiorchiida; Echinostomatidae
Source: the annotation of a GenBank genome assembly